CAAUACCGUCAGUUUUCAAAAAUAGCCCAGCCAGGAAUAAACCGAAAAAGAUUUUCAGUAUCACGCCAACAGAGCAGAGAAAAACAUUUCAGAGCUGAGCCUUCUAUCAAAUUGCACAAGUGCAUCGGUUUGAUGGAAUAUUUCAUAGACUUUUAGACAUGGAAAUUUCUAAUCAAUGUUGUAUCGUCACAAGUGCAUUAGAAAAUGGAACGAGUAGAUAAAAAAGUUAAGAAAGGUGGUCUUUAGCUAUAACAUGGGACGCGGGCAUGCGCAUUGUCAGGGACUUAAGUCUAACAACAAAUUCUGAAAUAAAAAGAAAAUUUCCCCGGGUGCCAAUCAAAACCUACAAGUGGGAAGACGUAAGAAGAUCCCGCAGAAGAGGAGGAUACCCUUGGACUCAUUUGUACAAAGAACCGUUCUACGAUAUCUUCGAUCCCGAACCAUACACCAUGGAAGGAAUGCGUAACGCAAAGAGUUCCUCUACUAUGGGCAAAUCAGAUAUGGACAUAUCCGAAGUCUCUACAUUCGACAACCAAUCCUCUUAUAUGGUAGAAGAAAUAGAAAUUCCCAACAUAGAAGUAAAAGACCCGCAAAAUCAUUCCAUAAAAACUAGUUGUAGUUCAUUAAUUCUUGAUGAAGAUCAAUGUGACGACAGCGAUACCAAAGAAACCGAUGAAGUACAAGAUGCAGAUGUAGCAAAAGAAGAUAAGGACCAUUUAAGCCCUGGAAUGUUUUUCUUGCAUCAUUCAGAAGAAAGUUUAGAUAAUAUUAGUCAGUUACUGGACAAAGAGGAACACGCGGCUCCUGAACGACCUAAUAAUCGAAAAACAGAAGAAACGCUUGAAGCACAUAGCUCUAACAGAAAGCGAAAAUUAUCGGCAGACAGCAAGAUCAGUUUGGGAAAACAAGCAAUACUUCAGAAACUGAAAGAUACCAAAGAUAAAAUAAAAAUGCCCAAAAUAACUUUCCCCAUCAAACAAAAAAAACCUAUCAAAAAACAAAAAAAUUCACCACCGCCUCAAACAAAAAAUCCAACUCACAAAACCCAUACAUCACCUAUAGAACCUGUUUAUAUUCAUAUUCCUCUUAAACCCCCUCCAGGUGAAACGGAUGAAUUUUCGUCAUUAGAGUUUGAGACAGAAAGUGAUAAGAAACCUGUCAAAAAACCUGGAAGCUUUAAGGAUCUCGUAAAGAACUUGAAACAGCUACAAGAACCCAAAAUCGAUCACAAACUACCCUCACCUAUAAUGGAAGUAAAGGAAGAAGAAGUUUUUGAGGGAGAAACCACUAAAGAAACUGUUCAAAUUGAUGAAAAGACUGAAGAUAUUCAAGUAGCGAUUACCAAAGAGCUUACAAAAGAAAUAGUGGAACAAGAUCAACCGAAAGAAGUUCUAGAUUUGGACAAGCAAGAAACAGAAAAAGAAAGUGAUACUGAAUCCAUGGAAAUUGUAGAAAUACCCAAUAACGAUACAAUAAACGAAGAAAUAAGUAAAAUUGUAGAUGUCAAGAGGGAAGAAGAUGUUGCACAUAUUGAAACAGAAACUGAUAAUUCAGAUACUGCGCCUCCAAAUAAUGAUUUCUUUGACAAACUUUUUGAAGCUUCAACCUCUAGGCCAAGGGUAGACUCUCAAAAUUUGGGCAGGAAAACGCGAUCCAAGUCUGCUGAACCUGAACGAAAGAGGAAACUUUCUCUCGAAAGUAGCUACAGUAGAAAAAGUUUAUCUAAAUUGGGACUUAUGAAAAGACUUAGGGAUGCUAAAGAUAAAAUAAAGAACACAUUUUCAAGAGCUACCUCCAAGAAAGAUUUGAAAUCUAAUGAGCCUGAGAAGGUAAAACCUGUCGAGGUGAAGAGCAAAGAACUAAAACCUCAUAAAGUUGAGAAGCCUGUCUACAUUCACAUUCCUUUAAAACCGCCUGAAGGUACAACUGAUGAGUUUUCUCAUUUAGAGAACGAAACAACUAAACCUGUAUUACAACGAAGUGAAACAGUUUCUACUACAGAAGAAACGCCAGAAGAGUUACCUGGUAACGUCCAAUUCAUCUUUCUGACAGCUCCUUCUGACGACGAGAUUCUAGACUAUAAUAGCUCAGACGUACCGGAAACACCAUCCUCAGAACAUAAGCGCUUCUUUGCGACUAAAGUAAAUGAGCUUAAAGAAUUAGCGAAAGGAGCAGUAGAUGUCGUUACAACAGGAUCGACCAAAUUAACUCCAGUUAGUGAAGAAUCUGGAAGUACCAAAAACUCCAUCGAAGACAUUACGAAACAUUUAAUAGAGGAGGAGGGUAAAACAGAGAAAAAAAUUGAAACCAGUUGCGUAGAGGAGAUUAUUAGAAAGGUUGUUGAGGAGGAGAAAAAACUUGGGGAACAGAAAACUGUUCAUAUGACUGUAGAUGAAGAAGAUGGACUAAGUGAAAGUAAGAAAGCGGUAAUAGAAAGUGAAGAAGCUCAAGAGAAAAUUAAAGAAGGUGAAAAGACCGAUGCCCAAAGUGAGGAAAUAUUGGAAGAAACUGCAAAGGAACCACUAGUUGAAACUAAAGAAGUAAAAGAAAACAUACCCAUGGAUACAGACGAAGUAUUGGACUUAGAAGAAGCUGAAGUCGAACCUGAUGAGCCUAAAGAACAACUAAAAUCAGUUUUAAAGGCGCCAAACUCACCAGUUAUGAAAAAGAAAGUUUCAUUUAAGAGAAAAUCAAAGAGCAAAAGUGACAGUUAUGAGGAGAUUGCAGUACCAGAGACAGAAAUAGUGAAAACAGAAGAUGCUAAGACUGGAGAGUUGGACCAGUUUCCGUCUAUACCUGUAGAUGAAGAAGAUACGUACAUGGAGGAAAAAAUGGUCAAAGAUAUUUCUCUUGAGGAAAGAAAAAACAGAUGGUCUAAAAUAAGUGACCAUGAGUACGAGCCUGUGAACCCCCCACCGGACAACGUCGUAUUCGUCCCUACUCUACGUAAUAGUCCAGUUUGCAUAAUAGACACCGCGCAAGCUCUAAGCCCCCCAGAACCACUCAACUUUUCUCCCACCAAGACUUCCUUCGAAAACAUCAGUAUAUCCGCUUCAAAAGAAAAGUCUCCUAAAACUCAACGAGUAGUCUUCUCUGCAACUACUGAUUCACGCAGUUCUGGAUCAGAACCGAAGCCUAAGGAAGGACCAAGCAAGUUCCAGCUGGCUUUGAGAGAAAAAGCCGAUAAUUUCAAGACUAAGCUACAGAAUAUUAAGAAGCCUCAUAUUAGCCUGCCUGAUAGGCCCAAGUUCCAGAAGCCAAAUCUACAAAGGUUCAAAAUUGAAAGAAAAUUCAGCUUACCGAAAAUGCCAGACACUAGUAAAAUAAACAUGCCUAAAUUUAGCUUGCCAAAAAUGCCGACUAAAAAACCUGUAAAACGAAUGUCCUCGACGGAAUCCAACGCUGGUGAUUCUAAGAAACCAAUUUUCGACUUCGGUACUUAUCCUAGAAUCUUCAAGAAGAAGCCAAAGGCAUCCGACGGAGCUGUUUCAGACUUUGCUACGGUCCCUAGGGGGAAAAAGCCUGACAGUAGGACGACCGAAGAUAGUAGAGAUUCAAGAGUUAGUGGUACCGACUCUAUUCGAAUUCCGCUCCACUCUGAAGACUCCAUCUAUACAGAAGAUGACAAUGUACAAAAGAAACAACCAAUUUUCGACUUCGGUACAUAUCCUAAAAUCUUCAAAAAGAAGACAAAGGCAUCCGACGGAGCUGCAACAGACUUUGCUACGGUUCCCAGAGGGAAAAAACCUGACAGUAGGACGACCGAAGAUAGUAGAUCUUCAAGAGUUAGUGGUACCGACUCUAUUCGAAUUCCGCUUCACUCUGAAGACUCUAUGGAUAGAGAAGAUUAUAACUUACAAAAUAGAGAACUUCCAAGUGACUCCAGCGAUAUCAGGCAACCAUCUCACAGAUAUGACGAAGAUAUCGAUAGUGAGAAUGAGUAUGAUCGCGAAAACAGGGAGUUAAUGGAAGAAAGAGACUUCUUGAGUAGGUGGCAGAGAGGAAGGUUUAAUCCAGACGAAUUUGUAGAGCCUAAACCAGUUACUAGAAUAACCGACCUGGACUCUCCGGAAGAUAAAGGUUACGAUUUUCCUCCAAGCAACGGAAAAGAACAACGUUACUCGUCUGGUAGUUCUUUGGGAGUACACAGACAAGGAGUUCUCGAGGAAAUCAAUCCAGACGAAUUCUUUUUAAGGCAAAAGGGUAUAUCUCAGGAUAACAUAGAAGUAGGAAUGUACCUAAGUACCGAAAUCAGAGAAGCAUUCCGUAACCCUACAAACGCUUUGGUACAAAUGGAAGAAAAUAAUAACUAUGACGUUAAAGGUUCUCAUACGUCUCUACCAGAAAUUAUAAAUAAGAAAAAGCCUAUUAAGAAACCCAAAAGGAAAAAGACUCCUCAUGCUUCGCAGGAACAGAUACCUUAUGAUGAAGAAACUGCAGAUGAGGAAAUGAACACAUUUCCUCCUUCUCGUCCAAAACGUAGAAGUAGACGCAGAAAAAAGACUAAUGAAGAAUUCAUUCCGUAUCAAGAAACUAUUCCAGUUGAUUCGACAGAUGAAAGGAUAGCUCAACACAGAGAAAGUAUCGACAUUUUUGCUGACGAUGAGAGGGAAAUAGCUCAACAUAGAGAAAGUAUCGACAUUUUUGCUGACGAUGAGAGGGAAAUUAUGUACGAGAAUGAAAUCAUGGAGGGCAAAGAUCACCCUGAGAUUAAAAUUACAGAUCCGUAUAGAAAUUAUGGAGAUGACGAAGAUUUUGACAUAGAGGAGGAAGAGGAAAUGGAAGAAGUAUACAUUCCAGAGGCUCCACCAAGAAAGCAAAAGAGUAUGAAGAGUUUAAGUAAUUACGAAAAUGACUCCAACAGACUAGGGUCGAAAAUGCAGCAAGUGUUCUUUGAACGAAGGGUUACGGAACCCAAUAUUAUAAGCUAUACCAAUGACAGUGUCGUACCAGAAAGAAAAAGCUUUCAUAUGAAUGCUACAGAGCCUCAAUAUAGAAACAUUCAACAGAUCGAACCAGAUGAAUAUAGACAAAAUAUAGAACACCUCGAACAAAUAGAACCUGAGGAACACAUAGAACCAAUCGAGGAGGUGCUUGAACGUUACAAAUAUAUGGAUGAAGAUUUGGAAGAUGUUAUUCCCAUGGCUCCUGUCAGGAAGAACAAAAGUGUUAAAAGUUUGAACAUUUCUGAGAACGAAUCGCUUCAAGGAUCUUUGGGAGCCAAUAGAGCUGUAUUUAGUUCUGAGAAGGACUUAGAAGUACCGAUAGAGCCAAUCAGAACUGAGUCCAAGGUAAUAAUACCGAUAGCAACAGACCCUCUACCACCAAAAAGACCAUCUAGAUCAAGAUCACGAGGGGACUCCCGGGCAACGUCUCAGUCAAGAACUGCUCCACAGAGUCUAAACACCUCUCAACGAGAUCUAGAUAGUUUAUCGCUACAAACAGGACUAACGGCGGAAGACGACAUAGAACCAUGUGUAGAAGAACCUUGCGUUCAAAAAAUAUGUGACUACAUGGGGUAUUCCGUCAUAGAUAAAUCAAAAAUCAAAGAUCCACCAUUACCACCUCCUAGAAGUUUGAGGCGGAAGAAAAGAUCCACUAAAGUCGAUAAAGAAAACAAGUUCUUUACUGUUCCAAGGUCUAAACCUCCUAAGGAAGAUGAAGUACUACCAGUAAGACCACUGAGGAAUUAUAGUACUCUAGGGCCUUCUAGACUAUCAGUCACGCCAGAUCUUGUCGAAAAUAAAGAAAAUAUUGAUAUUACACAAUAUAUAGAAAUAGAAGACGAGCCUAAUAGAGACCUACAGUCUGGAGAGGUUAUCGAAAAAAUGAAAACAAGACCUUUACCAGCACCACCCAGACCGCCUAGAAAAACUAAACCUUUUCAGGAUAUUACAUCCAGUGUCACAUCCAGGGAGAAUAUAAUGUCACAAUCAACAGAAGAGUUGCAUAAAGAACAGCCCAGUGAAAUCGAGGUAUAUACACAAACUGAGCCGUUACCAGAUGAUUUUGUCUGUGAAGAAAUGGUUGAGGAAGCAACCGAUAGAGUAAUUAUACCUACUCAAGCUACAGAUGCGAUUACUGUAGAAAGAAGAUUAAUAACACCAACAAGCUAUACCUUUGAAGAAACUGUCACACACGGAUCUUUGCUAGUAGAGCCUCUCAAUGGUGCUAGGAUUCUACCGGAUUCAGAUAUAUCUGAAAGACCUAAAGAAAGGAUUGUACCAAUCCGAGUUGAAGAUGAUUUUGAUGAAACGUCGUCAAUUCCUGACGAUUUUCAUAAACUAGCAGAUCCCAAACCUGCAAAGCAAAGUUCAUCAGCGCCUCCUGGAGAAAUAGAAGUGCUUAAGGCCCAAAAGCUUCAAGUGACUGAUCUCGAUGUAGAUACUCUCACUGUUAAUAAGCUUUUAGCUGGAAAGAUAGUAGUUUCCGAAAUUGAUAGCGGUAACAUACAAACUAAUGAAAUUUCUUCAAAAACUGGAGCGUUAAAAGUUGGCGAGAUCAGUUUACCACCAGAAAUGAUACAGCAAAUUAUACAAACGAUUCAAAGCAGUCAAGCUUCAGAAGAAAAACCACAAGUUGACCAAGAUGGACAAAAAAAAACUCCGUUUGAUUUUUGCCCCGACGUAGAAACAUCCUCUGCCCAAUUACCUGUACCAGAAUGUCUCGAGAAAGAAAAAAUAGCAGAUUUAGCUUCAUCAGCAACUGAACCUGCUGCAGAAACUGAAUUUUCGGUUGCAGAAACUAAAGACACAGUUUCAGUUGAGACUGUAGAAACUGAAAGAAUAGAGGAUGAUAUUGCUUCAGAAGUACCUGCUGAAUUUGCAGAAUUGAAAUCUGAUAUAGCAGAAGCUUUAUUGAAAAAUAUUAUCCUAAAUGAAGCUAAACCCAGUGUUCCAGAAGUAUUUCCCGAAAAUAGCGAUAUUUCGAUAGAAGUACUGCCUAAAGAAGAAACUAUACCUUCAGAAGAAUCGAUACUUUCUCUUGGUAUACUUUCCAACGAAGACAUUUCUGUUCCCGUAGAAGAAGAGAAAGAUAGCCCUCCCGUAGUUCCCCCUAGAGCAGUUUCCCAAGAUGCAAAACCUAGUACGCCAAAUGAUCCCCUUCAAGAACCAGAAACAGUCCCUCACAGACCUCCCCGACAGUCCGAGAGACUCAAGCUUUCUCAGUCUACCAAUGAAGAAUCCGUACAAGAGCCUGAGGUAGACGACGAACCACCACCUAGACCUCCCCAGCCUCCAAUGGGAUAUUUACCUUCACAACCACCCACGAGCUUUUACGCCUUGAGGGCACAAAAGUAUGUUGAUGAUAACAUUCCCACUGUACCUAGAAGGAGAAGACAUGCUAAAUCGAAACAGUUGGCGAGGUCUAGCUCCGAGGAAUCCUCAGAGGUGUCUCAUGUAGUUCGAAGACACCCUCGAAGGGCUAGUGAUCCUUCGAUAGCUCAACUCUCUGGACAACUGGCGAGAGCCUGCGGUUCAGAAGCUAACAAUCAACUUAAAAGACUGAUAAAUUACAUUUUAAACAACGUUUUACAUAAUGAAGACGGGAAACAAGACUUAAACGUUAUGAUCAUUAUAAUUUUAGUACUAAUUGCAGGGCUGUUGUUGUUGGGGUAUGGAGAUGAAAGGACUGUCGUACACUUGCAUCAUUGGGAAUACUUUAAUCCCCCUAAAAAUUUGUAACCCGUUGCGAUUUAUUUUUUAACGUUCGAAUAGUUGUUACGUUUGAUUGUUUUUGUAAUUUUUAAGUAUGGUUCAUGUACAUAACAUUUAAUUGAUUUGUAAGACCUCAAUAAAACCUUGAUUUUAAAUUUUA
Molecule: messenger RNA, 7818 nt
Organism: Diabrotica virgifera virgifera (western corn rootworm)
Lineage: Eukaryota; Metazoa; Arthropoda; Insecta; Coleoptera; Chrysomelidae
Product: titin
Exons: 5
Coding region: 267-7685 (2472 amino acids)
Source: RefSeq, a predicted model, not a curated record